AUAUGGAUGGGUCUGAAAAAGAUAACAUACAAGAUUCUCAUGAUACCGUGUGUACUUCCCACUUGUGUGGAAAAAAAACUGAAAAAUCAUCCAAUUUUCUGAACAGCAUUUGGGUAAAUAGGACCUAUGAAGACAAAGACGUAACUGACAAUAAUGAUGAGGUACUAAAAAAAAAUUUAAAAGAAGUAGAAUUCUUCAAGUAUGAUUCAUUGCAACUGCGAGAAGAUACUCGGUCUGUACAGAACUUUGCACAACCUCAGCAGCUAUUGAUUCCAGCAAAUUGUACCCUGGAAAAGAAGAAUCACACAUUUCAAGUCAUAUGAAGGAAGAUGACGAUUUCUCAGACGAUGAAGGCGAUGCUACAGACUACAUUGAUAGUGAUGACGAAUACCAAGUGUCCUGUAAUAGACGUCUGAUGAGGGAAGCCGAUAGUGUGUUCGUUCAUGGAGGAUUCGAUCGCUACGGUUCAAGACCUUUAGAGGGAAGAUACAGCCAAGGUGUGGAACAGUAUAUGAAUAUGCCAGUUUUCUUGAAAUCAAUCCGAAAAUUUGCAACAGAUAAUAAUUUUGAGUUGUGGAAUGGAAAGCCUGACGGUAGUUGUAUGUUCCGAUCAAUAGCUGACCAACUGACAAUAAAUGGUCACUUUGGUCAUAUAGAGGACACACUUCGACACAUGACAGUUCAGUAUCUUACGGAUCAUCCUUUGCAGGAAGAUGGUUGUCCAAUCAAAUCCUUCCUAAGUACUGAAACCUGGGAAGAAUACCUGACAAGAAUUUCGAACCCGAUGGAAUGGAGCGAUCACAUAAUGCUGAAAGCAAUAGUAGAUGCACUUCAUUUGGAGGCUGUUGUGUUUAAUAUUUAUAAGGACGACGUUCGUCGCACAGAAGUGAAGUUCUCUAGAAAAGAUGUUUCGUUCCCGGCAUUGACUGUUUACCUUGGACAUUUAGGAGAGUUUCAUUAUGUUAGUCUUCGUCCAAAGAAAUGGGAAAAACUUUGGCCGAGCGCCACUUCAUAG
Molecule: messenger RNA, 1015 nt
Organism: Saccostrea cuccullata (small rock oyster)
Lineage: Eukaryota; Metazoa; Mollusca; Bivalvia; Ostreida; Ostreidae
Exons: 4
Coding region: 320-1015 (231 amino acids)
Biological process (GO): protein deubiquitination
Molecular function (GO): cysteine-type deubiquitinase activity
Source: RefSeq, a predicted model, not a curated record